CUACGGGACUCCGCUCCACAGUUGCCGGCGGUCUCGCGCUCCGAUCACGCGGUCAGGAAUGACAAGCGCGCUUUCACCCGCGACCGCUACUCGACAACCGAAAUGGAUAUUCCUUUCUGAUUUGACUCGAUAAUUUUCGGUGGUGGUUUCCGAUCUCUAUGUACCGUGGUUCACAUUGUGGUGGGUAACUUUUACCAGCUGAUUACCUCUGUUUUCUUACCGCUGUGCUGUGUUUGUGUGAAUAUGAGUGCCGGGAACUUUGAGUACUUCCACGAGAACGAGGACCAUACUGAGAGGAUGGGGCUGCUCAACGGGACCGCCUCUCAGGACACUUCUGUCGUUCAGGGAUUGUUGGUGGCUAAGAUAAUAUCGAUGGUAAUUUUAGGCUGUGUAUCUUUCUUUCUCGGUUGUAUCCCUAUCAAGUUAGUUAAGUAUAUAGGUAGUUCCUCUCCGAGUAAAGGGCAUCUAGGUCACUCCCACGAAGAACAGCCGCUGAUUCUCUCGCUGCUGUUGUGUUUCGGGGGUGGUGUUCUUCUGUUCACUACUUUCCUCCAUCUCCAGCCCGAGGUGAGGUUGGCCAUUCAAGAGUUGACGGAGGAGGGUAAACUACCCAAGACCGAACUGCCUUUCUCAGAGCUGGUUUUCUGUGCCGGGUUCUUCUUCGUGUACAUAGUGGAGGAGUUCGUGCACGCGUGUCUAGACCGUAACACACACCACCACGAAGACGAGGCUGUGCUACAUCGUACCAUGAGUCUCCGCAGGUGUUCCAAGAGAGGGUCGUCCCACCACGAUGGGACCCUCAUCCCACGAGCCAGCCUUCAUUCUGCACCCGCGAAAACUCCCGAGUUGUCCGGAAACGGUACCACGAGCACCACUGCUAGCACUCAGGGUCUGCUACACGUGUCGACCAUCAGUGGUUCCAAGACGAGGAACCCUCUGGAUCCUCAGCUUCGGAUGACCGGAGGACCGCUCGAUUCGACUGAGAUGUCAAAAGAAGACGACGACCUCGAGAACCCCAGAACGACAGCCCAAGUUGUCGCUAAAUCUUUCCGCGGUUUCCUCGCCGUUCUUGCCCUUUCCUUCCAUGCGAUUUUCGAAGGCCUCGCCGUCGGGUUGGAAAUGAAAACAACAAAUGUUUGGUACCUUUUUGGAGCUAUAGCGACCCAUAAGUUCGUCAUAGCAUUUUGUGUUGGUAUAGAACUUGUUUCUUCAAAAACAAAGAAUCUCCUAAUCUUGCUCUAUAUCGGCACCUUUGCUAUCGUCACCCCGCUGGGCAUCGGCUUCGGCAUCCUCCUCUCUGGAGAUUCGUCGGGGAUCAACGCUGCCUCUCCUGUCACCACUAUCCUGCAGGGUAUGGCGGCCGGCACCCUGCUGUACGUCGUGUUCUUUGAGGUUCUUCAGAAAGAGAGAGCCAACACUAAACACGGUGCCUGGCAACUCAUUUCUAUCAUCAUUGGCUUCAUGGUGAUGCUUGGUCUGAGCAUUUUGGUGGGCCACGAUCACGGUCACGGACACGGUCACAGUCACGGCCACAGUCACGACCACCACGGGGCAGCGCUGAAUCUCACCCUCCACACCCACGAUCACGAGCAUGACCACGAUCACGACCACGAUCACGACCAUCACCAUCACCAUCACUAACACACACUAACAGCUCUUUGUGGUAAUCUUGUAUAUACCACAGUUUACAAACAAUGUUUACUUUAAAACAUCAAUUUGUUAUAAUAAAACUUCAAGACUUGUAUGUACAUACCAAAGUUUUAGAAAUACUUCUCUUUACACGAUUGCUUCGGGGUUUUUAAGUUUGUAUAUGCACUUUUCUUUGCCUUCGUGAUCUUGAAUGUAAAUCACGACUUUUAAACUGGGAUUAGUUUCAUUAUUUGAUGGCACACGUUUUAGAGCUUUAUAUUUAAUUAUUAUGAGAAGAAAGGUUUUUAUAUAGUUAAAGUAGUGGCACAACUUAUCUUAAUUUUAUUUUUUUUUUUUUAAUCGCACAGUAACUUGUGAAAGUAAUUAUGUAGGAUUGAAUGUAAUAAUUAGUUACAAUGAACUAAUUAUUACAUUUUGAAGGAACACUGUUUAAAAAGAAUUAAGUGAUUUGUUUAGAUUUUUUGUUUGUUUUAAACCAUAAUAAAUUAUUUUUAGCCACUAAGUUUUUUCGGGCUUCCAUUGGAAAUCAAAUGUUAUUUUGUACCCAGUACAAUCGAUAAGGUAUUUUAUUAGUGUUAGUGAGUGUUUCUCUUAUUGUUAAUAAAACACAACUUGAAAUCAUAGAUCUAUAAAAGUUUCGUGUUAUUAUAUGUAAUUAGAUAUGAUUUACUGUGUAUUGUUUAAUGGACAACUUACCUGAAGUACUAAUGUACAUAUUUCUAAUAUUAACACGUCGCUGUGCAAUCUGCCUUAGCAUGAUAUUUUUACCAUUGUUAUUAUCUAUAUCAUAUGUUACUAUUUAGAGAUAUUUUCCUAUUGUAGAUUAAUGGCUACACAAUGCUCAUUCACCGUUCAGUGAUUUUUUACUGUAAUUUUGUAAAUAAUAAUCACAGGUAAAUUAACUUUUUGAAAGUUAAAAUUUGAACCAUUGCUUGUAUAAUAACGUUGUUACGAUGGUAAUUUUAUACCUGGAUACAAAUAUUCAUGCAAAUAUAGAAUCUGUAAAAGACUAUCAUGAAACCAGCUAAAUGCUCUAAAACCAUAAGCGAGUUUAAUAGGUCUGGUUUGUAUUUUAUUCGUUUUCAGACGUAUACAAUAGUAAUAAAAUCAAAAUUUAAUCAUCGUGUUUUUCAUAGAUAUUGACGUAAAAGGUUAGCAAUCCAAAAAAGAUCAUACAUAACUUACAGAGCAUAAAAUAAUACUCACCUAUAAACCAUUUAUUCCAUCUUGUGUAUAUAUUUAAUAAAAGUACUUUUAUGAAACAUAUAUGAGUAAGGACAAAAUUAACAGUGUGUAAAUGAUAUUUCUAUUCUGGUAUACAAUGAGGGUUUUAAUUUAGUCUUAAUUUUUACGUGGAUAACCCCUAGUUUCGGGUUUAUUUAUAUAUUAGUAUUUUAUUUUACUUACGUCAAGUAAGUGUUACACAUUGUAUUUUUCCUUUUUACUCUGCCAGAAUGAGUUUAAGUUCAGCCUUUUUAGUUCAGUUAGGUCUGGAAAGAGAACUAAAUUGGGCUGUUGUAUUUUGCAUUGCUGUUGUUCACCGUAGAGCAAGAUUUUUCAUCACUUGACGAGCAAGCAUUGAUGAAAUCGUAGUCGAAAUUACAGCACUAUAAAAGUCGAACAUCCUCAUUUAGAUCCAAAAUUUUAUUUUUAUGUUUGCUAUUUUAAUGGUUUACUGAUAAGUGUAUUUAAAAAAAAUAGUAAACUUUGUUUAUGAAUGUAUUCGUAUAUUCAAUGAUUUCAAAAAAUUAUCAAAAAGAUGCGAUCUUUACAUGAUCUAACCACAAUCGUCAUGAUAUAUUUUAGAAAAUUUCGGCUUUUGGCCAUAAAACAAUUGUUUUUAGUACAAAAAGUAAAAUAUAGAAUAGGAUAACGACGUAUCCACUAUAGCCGCUUGUCAAAUUUGGUUAACUGGACUGUUUGUUGAGUCACAGUCAACGUUUAUAAACCGCGAAAUUGAGCACGUUUGUAUAGACAUUUUCCCGAUGUAUUGAGAAUAUAAAUGAAACAAUUAAUUUUAAACAAACAUUCUAUAUGAAACAAUUCAAUUUUAAACAAAUAUUCUAUAUGAAACACAAUUCAAUUCAUUUCCGUCUACAAAAUAGACGAAGUAAAUAAAUAAUGUAAUAAACAUAACCAAUCAAUCACUUAUUAUAUAAAAUAACUUAUUAAUACAACCUGAAUUAGGAUAGUGGUUGUAUAAAAGUUUAUCAAUUUGAUCAGCAAGGUACACUAUAUCCCCCCCCUACUUCGUUUUAGAGUUGUUUUUAAAAAAGAUUGUGUACCUUUUUCUCCCCAAAAAGAAAAAUAAAGUAAAAAGAUUUUCAUACAGCACGUUAUGUACAAAUAGGUUGUAAAAUGCAAUAUUAUUUUUUUUGCUACGCAUACGAACGCACAUGAUGUGUAAACCUUGCUAACUACUGUACCUGUUACAUGACUAAAGGAGCAGCAACACUUUAUUUAGCCUGCAGGUAAAGAAAUAUCUGAAUUUAGUCAUUUGUAUUGAAUAGGAUAGCUCUGAGUAUUAUUUUUGGUUUGGUAAAAAGUUAAAACUGUAUUUGCGUAAAACGUUAUUUUUAUAACAGGUCACUUCUUGUUUCAGUUAUUUUCUCCUGCUUUGUCUUGGGUUUCAGGUCGAUAAGAAUUUUAUUCGCUCUCAUAAAAAAACUCUUCUUGAUUGUAGAAGAUGAGUCAUUAAAUAAAGUACGCUGUACAGUAUAUAACAUGAUAAAAAUGUAGAAGAUGCAUUUCCAAAGAUUUCUUGAUAACUUCUUUUCUGCAGUGUUAUUGCAUUGGGCUUGCCUUUGUAUCUCUGUAUUUGUUAGUUUAACAUUAUAAAAAUAAUUUAUUACAACGCGAAAUACUAGAGCUUCCCAUUAAUCAAAAUUAAAAGUAUUUUUAUUACCUACUCCUUAUGACCAUUUACAAAAGUGCACAAUUAUAGUUGCAUACUUUAAACCGAUAGUAAUUUACCUAGUUUAAAGAUGUCAUUGACGGUGUAUACAAUAUGUUGAUUGCUUGUAAAUUAAUAUUUUUACUGGCAAUUAGAAACCCUAACAAAAUAUUUCCUAAAUAUGACAAGUGAUUGCAUCAUCUUGUCGCAUUGUGAUAUUAUUGUGAUAAGUGUGUCUGUUCUUGCUUUCUUCUUAGAGUUGUUGUACUGUUGUUAUUCAUACAUUAUAACGUUGUGUAUUAUACAGUAGGUAUUCUUUUCUUUCCACAUUGUGUAUUAUAUGUACGUAUUGUAUUUUGAAAUAAUAUAACUGUAUUCAUUUAUUUUCUA
Messenger RNA from Homalodisca vitripennis (glassy-winged sharpshooter), 4933 nucleotides. RefSeq names its product zinc transporter ZIP3-like. The record is from RefSeq and is a predicted model, not a curated record. NCBI's taxonomy places the organism in Eukaryota, Metazoa, Arthropoda, Insecta, Hemiptera, Cicadellidae. Bases 244 to 1641 code for a protein of 465 amino acids. The transcript is spliced from 2 exons. Gene Ontology annotation, molecular function: zinc ion transmembrane transporter activity. Gene Ontology annotation, cellular component: plasma membrane. Gene Ontology annotation, biological process: zinc ion transmembrane transport.